Balaenoptera musculus (blue whale) is the source of this 4693-nucleotide messenger RNA. It is a transcript of the gene FBXW11, whose product is annotated as F-box and WD repeat domain containing 11. The coding region runs from base 525 to 2120 and encodes 531 amino acids. The transcript is spliced from 15 exons. Gene Ontology annotation, molecular function: protein dimerization activity. NCBI's taxonomy places the organism in Eukaryota, Metazoa, Chordata, Mammalia, Artiodactyla, Balaenopteridae. The record is from RefSeq and is a predicted model, not a curated record.
UCGAGCUGUCAGGAGAGAUUGGCCUGGUGUCGGCUUCUCGUUCCCACAACGCUCUACAGGGCCUGCGGCGCCUGCUGGGAGCUGUAGUCCUAGCUCUGCGUACUGCGUUCGCCGAGGGGAGAGGCGGAGCUGCCGGCGGCCCGGCGGGCUGGCAGCUAGAGUGGGUGCGAUAGCCGCCUCCGCCUCUGCCGCCUCUGCCGUCGCCUCCUCCGCCCGGGCUGUUCGCUGCUGCGCGGGGAGAGCGAGGCGGGGCCGCCGGGGCCGCCAUGGAGCCCGACUCGGUGAUUGAGGACAAGACCAUCGAGCUCAUGUUACCGAAGUGCAUGUUUGGGAUUUUGUUGAAGAAAGCUGGAUACAGUAAGCGGAAAGAAUCUUGGAAGCUGCUUGACUGCUGUCUUUUCUCAGACUAGUCUGAAAGGGAAUACCCCCAUUCAUUCUGGAUUGGUGGAUCUGAAGUACAAAAUAUUGUCCAGUGUUCUGUGCCAAGGUCUUUGUGGCUAGGCUGCGCCAACCUGGUAGAGAGCAUGUGCGCACUGAGUUGCCUGCAGAGCAUGCCCAGUGUCAGAUGUCUCCAGAACACUUCAGUUAUGGAGGAUCAAAAUGAAGAUGAGUCCCCAAAGAAAAAUACUCUUUGGCAGAUAAGUAAUGGAACAUCAUCAGUGAUCGUCUCCAGAAAGAGGCCAUCAGAAGGAAACUAUCAAAAAGAAAAAGACUUGUGUAUUAAAUAUUUUGACCAGUGGUCUGAAUCAGAUCAAGUGGAAUUUGUGGAACACCUUAUUUCACGAAUGUGUCAUUACCAGCAUGGACAUAUUAACUCUUACCUGAAGCCCAUGUUGCAGCGGGACUUUAUUACCGCUUUACCAGAGCAAGGUUUAGAUCACAUAGCAGAAAACAUUCUUUCCUACCUGGAUGCCAGGUCUCUGUGUGCAGCAGAGCUGGUAUGUAAGGAAUGGCAGCGAGUGAUCUCCGAAGGAAUGCUUUGGAAGAAGCUGAUUGAACGAAUGGUCCGCACUGACCCUCUAUGGAAGGGACUUUCAGAAAGAAGAGGGUGGGACCAGUACCUGUUUAAAAACAGACCAACAGAUGGCCCUCCCAAUUCAUUUUAUAGGUCAUUAUACCCAAAGAUUAUCCAGGAUAUAGAGACUAUAGAAUCUAACUGGCGAUGUGGACGACACAACCUGCAGAGGAUUCAGUGCCGCUCUGAAAAUAGUAAAGGUGUCUACUGUUUACAGUAUGAUGAUGAAAAAAUUAUCAGUGGCCUUCGAGAUAAUUCUAUUAAGAUUUGGGAUAAAACCAGCUUGGAAUGUUUGAAAGUGUUAACAGGACACACUGGCUCUGUCCUUUGUCUCCAGUAUGAUGAACGUGUCAUUGUGACUGGCUCUUCUGACUCUACAGUGAGAGUCUGGGAUGUGAACACGGGCGAAGUUCUGAACACGUUGAUCCACCACAACGAGGCUGUACUGCACUUACGCUUCAGCAAUGGACUGAUGGUGACCUGUUCCAAGGACCGCUCCAUCGCAGUGUGGGACAUGGCUUCUGCCACUGAUAUCACUUUACGCCGUGUCCUGGUUGGCCACCGUGCUGCUGUCAAUGUAGUAGACUUUGACGAUAAGUACAUAGUGUCUGCCUCUGGGGACAGGACCAUCAAAGUCUGGAGCACGAGCACCUGUGAAUUUGUUCGUACUCUGAAUGGGCACAAGCGAGGCAUUGCCUGUCUCCAGUACAGGGAUCGGCUGGUUGUCAGUGGAUCAUCGGAUAAUACCAUAAGGCUGUGGGAUAUUGAAUGUGGCGCCUGUUUAAGAGUCCUAGAGGGACAUGAAGAAUUGGUCCGAUGCAUCCGGUUUGAUAACAAGAGGAUUGUCAGUGGGGCCUAUGAUGGGAAAAUCAAAGUUUGGGACUUGCAGGCUGCUCUCGACCCCCGAGCCCCAGCAAGCACGUUGUGUCUGCGCACAUUGGUGGAACAUUCUGGACGUGUGUUUCGGCUACAGUUUGAUGAAUUUCAGAUCAUCAGCAGCUCCCAUGAUGACACAAUUUUGAUUUGGGAUUUCUUAAAUGUGCCUCCCAGUGCCCAGAAUGAGACCCGUUCUCCCUCCAGAACAUACACUUACAUCUCCAGAUAACAGUCUGCACUUUACCUGUUUCAGGGUUUCCUAGUCUUGAACUACUGGCUACAUGGCUACCAAAUGCCUAAGGGAGUUCUUCACAGCUGAGUUAUGAAGCUGGAAUUGGUUCUAGACGCUGGGUAGAUGCAAAGCAGCCUAACUCUUCAAGUACCGACGUUUCUCACCUCCGAUUCCGGCCUCUACUUUGAGAAGGAUACCUUAGCUUCCCCGACUUUCAGUAGUGCAGAAGCCCAUUUCCUCCCCCCACCAGUGAAAAGAAAUCUAUCGCUUCAAAUGUAAAUUGUUCAUAUAAAAGGAACGUACAGUCUGUUUUACAGAAGUAAAUCGACCGUCAAGAGAAGACUUGGCCUCUAAUUUAUAUUGCUUUGCACUUUGGUCUGAUACUAAGAAACAGCAUUCUUCGGUGAAAUUUUGGGUGCCAAACACCUACCCAGAAUGUCCAGGGCUUUCCUUUUCAGAAGUUAGCAUUCUCCUUUUGACCGUCCAAGUCAUUAUGAAUUGUGACUUGUAUUAGGAACAUGUUGGACAAUGGAAACAUUUCUCUGGAUUGUUUUAGUAAUAUUUUUUGGAUUAUACUUCCUUUCUGUACCAAUUUCUUUUAAUUUAAAGAACUGUAAGCCAGGUUAUAUUAUCUCCCAACAGGUAAUAUAGCUCUUUUCUUUUAUUAACUGUUCUCUGUACCCGCAACCAUCUCCUGAUAUUUGGUAGAGUAACACCCUUUACAUGUGUGCUUGCCUCCUAAUUUAAAAUACUGUAUCCGCAUGUAGAUAUAAUGUACAUAACAGUUUAACCUCAAGGUUGCUCGAGUCAGGGCCCCCGUGCCUGAGACACUAAUGCAGAGUGUGUUCACCCUUAGCCGUGGGCUAGGCUCAAGAACCCGCUACCAGGGUUGAUGUGGAUUACCUAGAACCCUUCCUGCAGUAUUCAUAUGGUGUUCUUAUUUUGUCAUUGUCAUUGUCAUUGUGCGUGUGGUGUGUGUGUGUGUUUUAAUGGGAAUCUUGUUUUAAGAUGUAAUUUCUAAAGUUUAACACAAAAUGUUUUAUUCGUUGUGCAGUAUAUACAAUAGAGAGGUACCUUAAAUACUUUUGUUGUUCUUUUCCUCAUCAGUACUCCUAAGUACUCGUGGUCACUUCCCAUAGCAUUCAUUUAACUUCACCGUCACAGGUCACACUCUGUGUGUUAGUAACCCUGGGAAGGGAAGAGCGAGAAGGCCCCGCUGACUGGCUCUCCCGGCUCUGGCGUUCGUGCGUCCUGCCCUUGUCAGGUGGUAGCAGGGCCCACUUGUGUGUUGGAGCCCGGGACCCGGGUCAGGCUGGUUCAGGGGCCUGUCUUGAGUGGAAGGGUCCUCCCAGGUGGUGUGAAGCCUCAGGCUCAUGAUCCCAUCCCUGUCAUCUCUGGUGUCGCCUGCUGCCGUGGCCCCGGCAAGCUCUCCUGGCUCCCGAGCGCUCCGCAGCCCGAAUGUGUGAACGGCACCAUCAUGCUGACGUGCGUGGAAAGGACUUUGGCAUCUGGUUGGCACUCCUUUUCCUUUGUUCAAUAUUAGGUUUUGAUUUGCCCCUUGCCAUUGUUUCCAAAGAUCAAGGAAUGUUGCUAACAUUUUAAAGGACCAAUGACAACUUCCAGUAACUAAACCUCUUCCCGUGGAAGCACACUCUCCCACUGAGGGGGAGGUGCCUGGGCUCUUGCUUUGUCCUUUACAUUGAGAAUGGUGUGGGAAUCAAUGUGUGUGUCUGUGGUUGUUUAUUGGGUUGGUUUGCUUUUUUGUUUUCCUUUCUCCUUUUUAAAAAAUACAUCCUUCCCUCCUACAUGUUAGUAAAUUAAUUUCUGUUCUUGAAAAGUUGAGUCUCAAAGUGUUAAAAAAAAGAAAUCUCCGUUCAGCGGGUGGAUGUUGUAACCCUGACAGCGGUUGUGAAAGUGACUUAACUUUGACCACUCUUACCUUACAGCUUUAAUAUCAGAUUGGUUAGGAGAGCCCAGGGGGCAGGGCAGGGAGGAGCAGGGGAGGAGGCAAUUCUUCUGAACGAAUGGACUUUCCGUGGUUGUUUUUGCAUGUUUAAUAUAGAAAUUCUGGUUCCUUGGGAGAUCAUGGCCUUUGAAUAUGCACACAACCUUUGAAUUGUGCCUACUAAAUUAUAGCAGGGGACUUUGGCACCCGAGGAAUUCUGACUUUCUGGGAUUAUAGUAGUAAUUCCCAGCUGUACUCUGGACUUUAUUUUGCUAACCAUAAUUGAGAAACUGUAAAUUACUGCUAUAUUAAUGUUUUAAAGCACUGGGAUAGUCUAAUUCUAACUUGUAAUUAAUUAUGUUUGCCAAUAACUGUUUGAAAUAAAUUUGUGUCUGAACAGCUAUUGAAACUGUUAAAUUGUACAGAUAUUAUUCACGACAGCUUUGUACUGUGGAAUGUGCUUAAUAAAAAACAAAAAGUUUGACCUUUGUCCAAUAAAUUGCGAAGUAAUGUCAAUAAAUCAAGUAUGAGUAUUAUGCAGUACACCUGAUCUGGCUUCAUGCAAUUGUUACUUCAGCUACUAAUUCAAAGCCAAUACUCUUAAUAAAGUGUUGCAAUACUCUGA